Aureobasidium musti is the source of this 417-nucleotide messenger RNA. The record is from the annotation of a GenBank genome assembly. NCBI's taxonomy places the organism in Eukaryota, Fungi, Ascomycota, Dothideomycetes, Dothideales, Saccotheciaceae.
AUGGGUCCGUGGUUAGCAGUUCUAGAGGCAUGGCUAGUCAAAGACUACUUGAGAGCCAAACAUUCCACCAGGGUGUCCGACGAGUUCACAAGAGCAUUUAUCGCUUACGCCACGGUCCUUUGGAAGGAGACGAAGGCGGCACAAACCUCGAGAGUCCGACAAGGUCCGGGAUUUGGGAAGCAUUUCUGGGACGAGAUACAGGCUCAGGUCGGUCGCAAGAAUCUAGAAAAUCCGCUCGAGAAGCCCGAUCCAACACGCACCACACGAACACACCACCCGCCCCCGAAUCAACCUGUACAAGAGCAGACCACUCGACAAAGAACCGACCUUCCGCCUCAGCCACCAAAGGAAGGAUUCUUGUCACAUUUCAUGGACGAGCUACGCUCGCAAACCCGCGGCCGCGACAAAAACCCUUGA